AUGCGGAGCAAGCGGAGCAGUUACGAUCUCGCCGCGGAAACGUCGGAGAAGAUGAUGACCUCCGAGGAGCGGGAGAGUGGGAUCAAGACGGUGGAGAGUCGGUAUGAGGUGAUCGGUAUGACCUGUGCCUCGUGCGUCCUUUCGGUCGAGUCGGCCGUCAAAAAGCUGCCAGGCGUUGUCAGCGUGUCUGUCAACUUGCUCGGCGGCGAAGCGACCGUCGUGGCGGCCACGAGCCUGGCUCCUGCGACAGCCGCCGAGGUCAUCGAGGGCCUCGGCUUCGAUGUUGUCAUCCGCGGCAAAAGAAGCGCAGGCUCGAUUGGCAUCGUCAUCGAGGGCAUGACGUGCUCGUCGUGCGUGGCCGCAGUUGAGCGAGCGCUGCUGGCGGUGGACGGAGUGACGGCGGCUGUCGUCAACCUCAUGUCGGGCCAGGCCCAGAUCGAGUUUGAUGAGACCAAGGUUGGAGCGCGGGCACUACUUGCCACGGUGGAGGAGCUUGGCUACACUGCGUCGCUGGCUUCGGGCGACGUGCGUGACGGAUCGAUGGCGGAGGCGCGCGCGCGCGAGCUGGCCCGCUGGCGGCGACUGUUCUGGAUCUCCUUUGUCCUCAGCCUGCCCAUCUUCCUCAUCUCGAUGGUCUUCAUGUUCAUCCCCAGCUUGCAUCGUGUUCUGAUGAAGGAAGUGGUUGAGGGAGUCACCUGGGAGGGCUUUCUCCUCACCGUUCUCACCACUCCUGUUCAGUUUGUGGUCGGCCGCAAGUUCUACGUCGGCGCCUACCAUGCUCUACGCAACAAGUCGGCCAACAUGGACGUGCUGGUUGCCAUGGGCACAACAACAGCAUACUUUUACUCGCUGUUUGUCGUCAUCGAGGGCUGGAUCGCCGGAACUAAGCCCGAUGGGCUCUUCUAUGAGACCGCCGCCCUGCUCAUCACCUUUAUCAUCGGCGGCAAGUACCUCGAGACCCUGGCCAAGGGCCGGACCUCUGCUGCCAUCGAGUCACUGCUCUCGCUCCAGCCCAACACCGCCCUGCUUGUGGGUGCCGAUGGCGAAGCAACCGAAGUCGAUGUGGCGCUCAUCGAAGUCGGCGAUGUGCUCAAGGUGCUGCCAGGUACCAACGUUCCGCUCGACGGUCUUGUUGUCGACGGCGAGACCGCCAUCGACGAGUCGAUGGUCACCGGUGAGGCGCUACCAGUGAGCAAGGCGCCCGGCGACGAGGUCAUUGGCGGGACCAUCAACCAGACUGGCAGCGUUCGGAUCGAGGUCAUCCGCGUCGGCGCGGACACCACCCUCGCCCGGAUUGUGCAGCUAGUCCACAACGCCCAGACGUCCAAGCCGGCCAUCCAGGCCUUUGCUGACAAGGUCUCGUCGUACUUUGUGCCAGUUGUCAUUGUCAUUGCCAUUGUCACCUUUAUCGUCUGGAUCGUUCUCCUCUACUCGGGUCUCAUCCCAGCCUCAUGGGUCCCGUCCAACCGAUCCAACUUUCUCUUUGCGCUCCUCUUUGGCAUCGCCGUCCUCGUCAUUGCCUGUCCGUGCGCGCUUGGCCUUGCCACACCGACCGCCAUCAUGGUUGGCACCGGCGUUGGCGCCUCGUACGGCGUCCUCAUCAAGGGUGGGACCGCGCUUGAGGCUGCUCACACCAUCGAUGCCGUGCUCUUUGACAAGACUGGGACGCUGACCCACGGCAAGCCGGUCGUCACCGCGGUAUCGAUCCUGCCUCACACCGAGUGGUCGCCCGAGAGUGCGCAGGCGAGUGACAACGCCAAUGACCAGCUCUUCUGGUCGAUCGUCGGCGCUGCAGAAGCGCUGUCGGAGCAUCCGCUUGCGCGGGCGAUGGUGGCGCACGCAGCGAGUACCGCCGGUGCGGAGCCGGGUGCCUUUGCCACGGCAGGCUUUGAGGCCGCAACCGGCCGCGGACUUGAGGUCAUGCUCACAGCGCCGACGGACGAGAAAGCUUUCCAUGUCGCCAUCGGUAACCGCAAGUGGAUGCGAGAAAACUCGGUUGAGAUGCCUCAGCCCAUCGAGGUCUUUGCCGCGGAUAUGGAGAGCGAUGGCAAGACGGUGAUGUUCGUGGCGGUCGAUCAUGUACUCGCGGGUGCGGUGGCGGUGGCCGACACUGUGCGCAACGUUGCGCGGCCGGUCAUCGAGCACCUCGAGGCCUCGGGCAUCCUGGUGUGGAUGGUGACCGGCGACAACGAGCGGACGGCGCUGGCCAUCGCCCGCGAUCUCGGCAUUGCGCCCGACCGCGUCUUUGCGCAGGUGCUUCCGGCCGACAAGUCUGCAAAGGUGAGUGAGCUCCAGAAUCGCGGCCUGCGGGUGGCCAUGGUGGGCGACGGCAUCAACGACGCACCGGCACUAACCAAGGCUGAUUUGGGCAUCGCCAUCGGCGCCGGCACCGACGUCGCCAUCGAGUCGGCCGAUAUGGUGCUGAUGAAGUCGGAUCUUCGCGACGUUGUCACCGCCCUCGAGCUCGCCCGCGUCACCUACGCGCGCAUCCGCCACAACUUCUUCUGGGCAUUUGUCUACAACUGCGUCGGCAUCCCCAUCGCCGCCGGCCUCUUCUAUCCGCUCGUCCGCGUCACCUUGCCGCCGGCUGUAGCCGGCGCCGCUAUGGCCCUCUCCUCGGUCUCGGUCGUUAGUGGCAGUGCCGACUCGUACACGUUUGCCAGCGCGGAAGGAUCCGAGUACGGCGGCGGAGUGGGUGGCUCUUCGGGCUCAACGCACAAGCAUGUUGUGCCGGACGAUGUUCAUGAUUCGUGGUUUGCGCUGGUGGACAAGGAGAAGAUCAUGUUUGACCUUCCGGACAUGUCGCUGCGGACGCUCAAGAUUAUGGCCGCCAUCGCGCUCUUCCUCACUGUGGCCACCGCAGCUGUGGACAUUAUUCUGCUUCAGAAUGAUCCCACGUUUGAGAAGGAGUUUGAGCCGACGUCGCAGGCUGUCGACGCCGUGACCAUCGCCUCGGUGGCGGUUGGUACCAUCGCGUUCUGCACCGGUAUGGCUGGAGUGUUCUUUGACUCGCGCUCGCUCCUCAUGCUCUCGGCCGGGGCGCUCCUUCCGCUCUCGGGCUUCCUCCACACCCGCUUCCCGAACGACGACAUCCGGACGGUCAACGCCGUGCUCAUUGUGCUGUGCUCGAUCUCGCUCUACGCGCUCGACCGGCUGGAGGAGACCAUCGACGACCUGGUUGUUGACGGCGCCCUUCACCCUAAGAUCCUCUCGGGCGGCGUGCUCGGCGGCGACUUUACCGAGCCGCUCUCGCGUGAGCGCGGCAAGCAUGUGGCGCUCGGCAUCGGCGGACUGGCUGCAGCGCUCGGCCUUGCCUCGAUCAUCUGCGCAGGCCUGCUGCAGCCGAAGGACUCGUUCACCACCAAUGCGUCGCUCUAUACGCCCGAGAUGUCGAACCUCAUCACCGGUGCUAUGGCCAUGCUCUCGGGCCUGAGCCUCAUCUUGGGCACGGUCAUGGGCUCGCGGUCGAUCGUCCACUUUUCGCUGGCGAGCGGGACGCUGACCGGGGUUCUCGCCGGCGGCGCGUUCUCGACCACGUACUUUGUCUUUACGCUCUUUGACGUUGGCCCGGCGAACACCAAAGGCCAGGACUUUUGCUCGUUUGUCUCGGCGCAUCCUGCGCACGUGGCCGACUGCGAGAUGCAGAAGGAGCUGCUCCUCACCAUGUCGAUCUUUCUCCUCAUCCACACGGUUGUCCUCCUCUUUGUUGUGUGGACUGCCAAGCAGAUGUCGCAGAUCCUGCAGAGCUCGCCCAGCUCGGGUGAGCGGUUCAUCUCGAUCUUUGGCCGCGUCCCGCCGCUCUCGGCGCUCAAGAUCCGGUCGUUCAUGUUCCUCGCGCUCCAGGCCGCCGGCGCCGCGCUCGUCGUUGCCCACGCCGGCAUCGCAUCGAACAACACGCCCGAGGGCAACGUGCAGGACCAAGGCUGGGCCAACGCCAUCAUUGGCAUCUCACUCGGCUACCGCGAGCGCGCGGCCAAGGACACCGGCAACCUCUCCGAGACCAUCCAGGAGCGGUAUGUCUUUAUGAUCGUCGCCCUCGCCAUCAACAUGUUCGCUUCGCUUCUCUGCAUGUGGUCGCACUGGGAUCUGUCCGAGGCCAAGCAGGCGCUCGAGGGCGGCUCGUCCGCUGCCGCUGCUGCCGCCCCGGCCGCUGUCUCUGAUAACGAGUACACGUACGCCGAGGUCUACUCGACGGACUCGGGCUCCGGCUCGGGCUCGGGCUCGGGCUCCGGCUCGGGCUCAGGAUCGGGCUCGGGUUCAUCGUGA
This is a messenger RNA of Thecamonas trahens ATCC 50062, 4266 nucleotides long. RefSeq lists its product as uncharacterized. The record is from RefSeq and is a predicted model, not a curated record. Gene Ontology annotation, biological process: copper ion homeostasis; monoatomic cation transport. Gene Ontology annotation, cellular component: membrane. Bases 1 to 4266 code for a protein of 1421 amino acids. NCBI's taxonomy places the organism in Eukaryota, Apusomonadida, Apusomonadidae. Gene Ontology annotation, molecular function: copper ion binding; P-type divalent copper transporter activity; ATP hydrolysis activity. The transcript has 4 exons.